AGGGGCAGGGGAAAAAAAUACAACCAGCUUGAGGCAGGGGGAAAUAACUCCACCUAUAUAAGCAUGACUGUCCAGGUGUUACUGAAAUUAAUACACUCACAAGGAGCUACUGCACUGGCUUGAAUCAAAACCGAAAAAAGAAAACUUGGAGAAAGAGCAAACAACAUCUCGCCAGCCUGCCACAGACUUGGAAGCUGCUUCAACCAGAGAAAAAGAGAGAAGAACAAAAGAAAUACUACCAGCUCAAGCAUCAUUAUGAGAAUCCUUAUUUUUGUGUCAAUAUUCCUGGUCUUUAUUGCUGCAUGCUCAUGUUAUUAUGAAUCUCAUGAAAGCAGCGAAUCAAGGGAAAGAGGCAAGCCAUUUGUUACUGCACGGAAAGCUAAUUCAUUCAUAAAUCGAAGAGAGAAAAGCAGAUAUUAUGAAAGAAUGUCAGAGCAAUAUAAAAGUCCAUAUGAGAAGACCCGUGAGAAGUGUGAAGACUACAUCCCUUGUGACAACUAUGCUGCCCGGUAUGGCUACAGAGCUGCCAUACAACAUUACUUUAAUAAAAGAAAAUUUGAAUGAGAUCAGUCUGUAUAAAAAGCUUUUGCUUCUGAACAGUAUCUAUUUACAAAUGUGUGUGUAUGUAUACUACAUUUAUUUGUUCUUUUCUAUAAGCACUCUUGUACUUUAAUAACCACAGUCAUGUGUGUAAUGUUGCUUUCUGGAAAUCAAAGGGGGUCCUGCAAACUAUUUUGUUUCUUUAACAUUUGUAUUUGCAGGCUCAUACUGUUUAGGAAUCAUGGUGUUGAGCUUAUUUGAAUAAAACAUUACCAUUCCACUUAA
Molecule: messenger RNA, 825 nt
Organism: Protopterus annectens (West African lungfish)
Lineage: Eukaryota; Metazoa; Chordata; Ceratodontiformes; Protopteridae
Gene: MGP
Product: matrix Gla protein
Exons: 5
Coding region: 256-564 (102 amino acids)
Cellular component (GO): extracellular region
Molecular function (GO): calcium ion binding
Source: RefSeq, a predicted model, not a curated record